Molecule: messenger RNA, 934 nt
Organism: Penaeus chinensis
Lineage: Eukaryota; Metazoa; Arthropoda; Malacostraca; Decapoda; Penaeidae
Exons: 3
Coding region: 249-734 (161 amino acids)
Source: RefSeq, a predicted model, not a curated record
AAAGCCCAUAUUCUUCAAGGAGCAGAUAAUGUACACCGCGUUCCCACGCCUUACACAGUCAAGGAAUGGCCUCGUUCCAGGGGAGGACCUCGGACCGGUUACGCCGUGGGCGCAGCGGUAAAGCGAGUAAUGUUUUACCUUCUGUUCUGACCUCUCGACGCCACUCGCUCUCUGUCACUCAUUGAAGUCUUUUGCCUACUGGCUGUUAUCUCGUCUUGCUGAGGAUACUGCAAUAGGCUAAUAUUACGAUGGUUGUGUCUGACUUGGCCCGCAGUGGAUCCGUCUGCCUUCGAGUGGAUAGGAACCCUGGAUCUCCACCUCCGCCUGUGAUUGUCAAAGUCCACUUGAAGAAACACUUGAGGGAGAAUCCAGCUCUUUUGUCCGUUAUCGAUGAAGUGGAGCGACGGCGGAAUGAUCUCUGUCGUACACCUACUAGCAUUUGCAAGUCAUCCUCAAGGAACUUCCCGAACUCCGUCAAAAAGGCAUUUGCACAAUCCAACAGAAUCGGCACGCCCUGCAUCCAGCACUAUUCCACCAAGCCCUCCAUAGUCCCCGAGUCUGAGAAAGGAAGCUCUUCCAAGGGCGCUGGCGAUUUUUCCCGACGGAAGUGUUCCUUCAGGAGGAGUUUCAGGGGCCUCCUCCGGACGGCAGUGCGGGCCGUCGGGAAGGUCAUGCCGCUCUGCAAGGACAAGAUAUCGUCUACUUCUACGGACUCCCUUGUGUACAACAGAUGACGUUUUGGUUCUGAUAAUAUCUAUUAAAAUAUAUUGAUAUAUAUUGUAUGCAAUCUUUUAUUUCCAAGUGCAACAAUCAGUCACUUCAUACGGUGUGGAUGGUAUAUGAUAUACUGUAUGUAUGUUCUUUCAAUAAAUUAGACUUUCAAAUGAAUUAUGAACAUGUUUAUCGUCAGUACGUAUUUACAAGUCCAGUCCAA